CUUGCUUUUUCCCUUUCACGGCCGUCUUUUUCUCACCUCCUCCGCCUCGAGCCCGCUGCCCCCUCGAACGUCCAUUGCACCCUCUGCGCGGCCAGCCCGAACGAGCACUAUUCGCCUGUGUUCGCACCCUUGUCCGCCUGCUGCGCCAUUGCGAACGCUCGGGAAUCGUCUCUCGCCCCGACAUCCCGGUUCCGAAGCUUGACGUGAAUUGUUGAACAUCCUCUCACGCAUUCCGAACCGCUCCACUCCUCCUUUGAUAUUCCGCAAAACUCCCUAAACUUCUCCGUGCUACUUUCAUUUCUUUCCUUGUCCUAGUCGAGCCAUAGUCUGUGCGAUUGAAGAUGGAUACCCUACUCACUGCAGAAAUCUACGCCAACUCGCCCCGCUUCCGGCGGCGGUCGAGCACCUUUGUCGAUGCCAUCCACGAUCUGCCCGAGAAGGAGGAGAUGGCCCCCGCCCAGCUGUAUAGCACUGAAUCCGGUCGGCUAUUUCACUCGGGACGUAUUGUCAUUGCUACUGUUGGGCUCCCCGCGCGAGGAAAGACGCACACAUCCGUCGCCGUUGCGCGGUACCUCCGAUGGCUCGGUGUGAAGACGCACGUGUUUCAUUUGGGCGACUACCGCCGCGCAACGCUUGGCCCGGGCAUGGACGUCCCGGACGACUACUUUUUCCUGAAUGCAUCUCCGCAGUCUGUGCUGCUGCGGAACAAGAUCCUAAAGAAAUGCCGCGAGGACAUCUACCAUUUCCUAGAGCACGACAAGGGACAGGUUGCCAUUUACGAUGCCGUGAACGCCAUCUCCAUGGGCCGUAAGUCCCUAGCAAAGGAGUUUGCUAAGAACGGCAUUCAGACAGUCUUCAUCGAGUCGCAUUGUACCGAUGAGCGCAUUAUCCAGGAGAACGUCCGUCGAGUCAAGAUUUCCUCCCCGGACUACCAGGGCUGGAAGGACGAGGACGCAGUCCAUGACUAUCUCGCGCGGAUCAAUGCCCGAAUACCGCAUUUUGAAACAAUGGAAGAGCCGGAGCUCCAUUGGAUCAAGAUGAUCAACGCAGGCGAGCGCGUCGUAGUCAACAACUGCGCCUUCGGCUACCUCUCACAACGAAUUGUCUUCUACCUCCUAAAUCUGCAUAUCAAAUCCCGACAGACGUACUUUGCCCGCGCAGGAACCACACGAGAAGAGGACUCGUACAAGGCGGACGCGUCGCUGUCCCCUGAAGGCCGCGACUACGCCAAGAAGAUGAGCGAUGUGUUAAUGAAGUACCGCGAGGAAGAGAAGCAGAAAUUGAUUGAGCAAGGAGCACCGGACGCUGCUUUGAAACCCCUCACUAUUUGGACCUCUACCCGUCGCCGCACAAUUCAGACAGCCGAGUAUCUGGCAGGUAAAGGAUACCGCGUAAAACAACGAUCGCAGAUGAGCCAGAUGAACCCCGGCGUGUGCGAGAAGAUGUCAGAGGAUAAGAUACGCCAAGAGUUCCCGGAAGAGGUUGCCAAGCACGAGGCAGAUCCUUACCACCACAGAUAUCCACGAGCAGAGUCAUAUCACGAUCUUGCCGUGCGCAUGGAACCCAUAAUCCUCGAACUAGAGCGCGAAGAAAACGACCUUCUCAUCAUCGCCCACGAGUCCGUCCUGCGCGUUCUCUACGGCUACCUCAUGGCCUGCAACGCUGCCGACAUCCCCAAACUCGAAUUCCCCCGUGACGAAAUCAUAGAGAUCAUCCCCUCCAGCUACAACAACGUCGCCAAACGCAUCAAAAUCCCCGACCUUCCCGACUCCAUCGUCCCCGGUAGUCCCGAGGACAUCAAAAUCCCCGUCCCGCCCAGCGGAACCGUAAGUCCCUUCUCGGGCCUCGGCACGCCCCAGGCCGGCUCGGGCACAGCCACCCCUCAAGGGGCCCUUCCGCAGCCCCUGCAGCUGAGGAGAACGCAUAUUAAUCCGAGUGAUUGAUGCAGGUGCGGUUGAGGUAUCGAUAUGGUGCUACGUGGGAUAAUGAGCGGGCGAGCCAGCAGACGGACUUUGAUUCGGAUUUGGACGAGUGAGGGGAUGGCUUUUCGAGUUCGGUAAUGCACGGAGGCAUGGGCGGAUGCAUGGGGGAGGAUGUGCUUUUUGUAGACUUUUGCGGCAUGGCGGUUUGAUUCGAGGGAGGCGUUGCGCUGUGUUUAGAUCGGUAGAGAUCACGUUAGACAGGAGAUAUGCAUGUCGGUUCUUGCAUGCAGAUCUGCAAUCCAGUUCAUUUU
Messenger RNA from Trematosphaeria pertusa, 2233 nucleotides. Its product is annotated as 6-phosphofructo-2-kinase/fructose-2,6-bisphosphatase-like protein. Gene Ontology annotation, biological process: fructose 2,6-bisphosphate metabolic process; fructose metabolic process. Gene Ontology annotation, cellular component: cytosol. Gene Ontology annotation, molecular function: ATP binding; fructose-2,6-bisphosphate 2-phosphatase activity; 6-phosphofructo-2-kinase activity. The transcript has 4 exons. The record is from RefSeq and is a predicted model, not a curated record. NCBI's taxonomy places the organism in Eukaryota, Fungi, Ascomycota, Dothideomycetes, Pleosporales, Trematosphaeriaceae. Bases 342 to 1943 code for a protein of 533 amino acids.